UUACCCUUUCACAGUGAAGGUAGCCGUAUUCUUGCGCAAUUCAAGAGUGAGCUUGGAGAGCUCAUUGGUACACCAUUUGACCUUCCUCUUGAUAUUACUCCUGAUAAAUUAGAAUUAGUCUGCAAUGCAGUACUGCAAAAGGUAAGAUGUUUGCUAUUUACCACUUGAGCACUGUUGCAUAUGUGGAUUCUCUUGACUUAUUCAAAUUUUAAGAAUAAAAAUAUCAUAAAGCCCUUAUUGGAAUAAUAAAAAAAAAAUGUCAUUGAAUGAUUUAGUGAAUGAUUAGUUAUCAUUAUUACUUUAAUGUUCCUUGGGGCUCAAUUUUUUUUUUGAUUUGUUUUUUUCAUUACCUCAGGAUGAAAGCGUACCUUACUCUUUCUAUGUGAAUGAGUCAGAAAUUACAGGCAGUCUCAAGGAAACAUUAGAUACCCAAACACUAGAAACAGAGAAAGUUGUAGAGAUUGUGUAUCAACCCCAGGCUGUAUUUAAAGUUCGAGCUGUGACAAGAUGCACCAGCACAAUUCCAGGUAAAAUAUUUUAAUCUAAGUUUGUCAUUACUGUUCAAGAAAAUAAAUGACGGUCUCUAUAUAUCCUGAAAACAUUGCAAAAUAAUUUUCUUUAAGUGAUUUUUUUGGGCUUUUUUUUAAGAUAGAAUGUUUUUCAAACUUGGUAAAAAUAUAGCUUUAUUUUUUGUCUGUGUUAGGUCACUCUGAGGCUGUCAUUUCAGUGUCAUUUAGUCCUGGUGGCAGGUGGGUUUAGUGUUGAAACAUGACAUUGUAGAGUAUUCAUAGUCCAAGUUACUCCUCUCAAGCCAUUAUUACUCUACUUUGACUGUCCUUUAUUCAGUGAUCAAGAUAGUAUAUUUACCUUACAAUACUUGUGAUUAGUUAUUUUAGGAAAUCUAAGUAAUCUUGGUUUGCUGUGAGGAUUUAACCCUUUAACUCCCAGAAGUGAUUAAAAUGAAACUUCUCCCCAUGAUAUUUAUACAUUAUUCAGCAAACAGGUGAUGAGAGCACUCAAACGUAUCAGUUAGAAGUUUUUAUCCAGGUCUAAUACCAAAUUCCCAUAACUAAUUUACAAGGAAAUGUGCAGCACCUAGAAGAGAGAAUUUAUAAUCAGAUCUUGGGGAUUAAAAGGGUUAAACCAUGGUCCUUCUAAUUCUAUGACCCAGUGCUCUACUUCUAAGUUACAAAGAACUGGGGGGCAAGGAAAGUUAAAGGUAUUGGUUUACAGGGCUGAUAUAAUUAUUUGACUAGCAUCCUGUAUUCUGCCUUUGAGGAUUAGCAAAUCCUGUGUGGAAAUUUCAGAAGAUGGUGCGUUUUGAGUUCUCUUGUGAAUAAGAAAGACAAGAAUUCUUUUUUGUUUUGUUUUGUUCCGUUUUUUUUCUUUUUAUUUAUACAUAUUUAUAAAUCCUUCUUAGAUAUUUGGCAAGUGGUUCAGGAGACACAACUGUUCGGUUUUGGGAUGUGAACACAGAAACACCUCAUUUUACUUGUAAAGGUACUCACCCAUCAUUGAAUUUUCAUCCCUGUAACAAAUGUUGUUGAGAUUUUUCCAUAUCAAAGUCCUAGUGCUUCAGAUUUUUAUUUGAUGUUGAUGAAAGUCAAAAACCUUUUGAACAGUGAAGUGGUGAUGUACAGACUUUCAAUCAUUGAUUUAUUCUUGAUAAUUAUUUUUGAGGCCAUGCACACUGGAUUUUACAUAUAGCGUGGUCUCCAGAUGGGAAGAAGUUAGCUUCCGGCUGUAAAAAUGGCGAGGUAAGAAUGUGAUUUUCAAUUGCUAAUUAGAGUAUUAAGAGUCUGACAAUUUGGAGUUCUAUUUUUAACAAAUUUCAUUUUUUUAGUUUUAAAUUUUCCUCCUUUACUUUAAUCUGUUGUCUGUGUGAGUAUCACAGUAAAUGUAUACAAUAUCUAAAAAGCUCCAAAGCUUGGACAAGAGAAUUGGAAACUCAGUGAGGAGAAGUUAGGUAUAGAGGAGAGGAUAUUCCUCUGUCUGGGUUUUAUGUUCAAGGCAAGCUUGUUUCCUCUCACAUAAAUCUUUGUCUGGAGUAUUACAUGAAACUUGACCCUUGAACCUCUAAGAGUGACUAGCAUCUAGUUUCUCUGUACAAUAUCACCCCUGAAUCACACAUCAAGGUCAUGAGAAUAAAGGAAAUGAUCACCAACCAAACCAAAGCUCUUGAUUAUUAAACUAACUCUCUCUGUCAGCACCUUAGGACAUGUAUACAGAACAGUAUGGAGAAUAUUCACACUCAUGGUUGGGUGAAAAGGGUCAAUAAAUUGUCUGCUUUAUUUUUAGAUUAGAAUAUGGAACCCUGUGAAUGGAAAGCAAAUAGGAAAGACUUUGAAAGGUCAUUUGCAGUGGAUUACUUGGCUCAGCUGGCAACCACUUCAUAGGUACAAUGUUUUGAGUAGUUGUUACUUUAAAAAAAAAACAGAGAAUGUGAUAUGUUUGUGACUGGGGUUCAAAGUUUUUCUGGUUUAACAUUUUUCAAACCAAUUUGACUUUAACCCUUUUUCUUUUAGUGAUUAUGUAAUCUGAAACAAAGGCAAAGUAUUUGUUGCCCAAUUUUAUAUAAUUAGGAGACCAAAGCAAAAUUGAAUUAAUAAUAUUGGUAAAAAGAAGAGUGGUAUUUUGACAGAGCAAAUCAACAAAUCAAUACAUACUUUUUCAACCCUUUAUUUCCCAUGAGUGACCAAGACAGAAUUUCUCCUUACAAUAUCAAUACAAUAUCAAGCAGAAAAUUGAUGAGAAUAAAGAAAAAUCUUAAUUAGGGGAUUAUGAGUUGAUCCAAUACCAAAUUCUCCAAACUAACAUCACAAGAACUACGUGGCAGAAAGUUAGGAGAAUUACUAAUGAGAUCUUGGGAGUUAAAGGGUUAAUACCUUUUUCUGUCCACCACUUAGUUGUGGUAAUAAAGGCAUAUAUAAUGGCAUGCUGGUAAUUCAAAGAAUAUCUCCAAUUAUUUACUCCACUCAAAAUUCAAUUUUGUGGCAGAUCACUUGGUCAUCACAGUUUUAAUGAAUAAAAGGAGUAACUUUCUAAAGAACUGUGGUGCUGCAUCAGUGAGGGGUGUUACAAGAUGAUUUGGUUCAAAAUUGUUGUGAAAUGGCCACUACAAAGAGAUUCUAAAGCUGACAUUUUGAGCAUUAGUUCUUCAUCAGAGCAAAUUUAUUCUGAGGAAGGACUAAAGCUCAAAAUGUCAGCUUUAGAAUCUCUUUAUUGUGGCCAAUUUGCAUCAUCAACUUAGUUAAUAAAACCAAUGUCACUCUUAAAUGUGUACUACAUAAAGGGGAACAGUUUUAUUUAGUAUAUAGAUCUGCAUCAUUGAUGAAAAUUUUCCUGUCUGCUAACAUUUCUAAAAGAAUUUGUGUGGAGAAUUUUGUGGUGGAACAAUAAUAGGAUUAUCAAUUAUUGAUAAUCCUCUAGGCUGGGUUGUUCAAAGCUGUGAGACAAUAACUGAGGUUUAGUGUGAAAUCUCACUUCAGGUAUGAAAGCUGUAAAAGAAUAUUUGGUAUAAUUCUUUUUGUCUAUAAUUUGAUGCUUGAAAGCUCUAAAAAGGAUAGAGAAAAUUAUUUGAAAAAGGUUUUUGAAGAAAGAAACAAAGAAACUCAGAUUACUGUAGUUAUUCAGUUAUAAGGCGCACCGUUUUUUUCAAGAAAUUCCUAAUUUCUGCUAAAAAUUACUGCCAAAGUUUGGGUGCGUCUUAUAGGCGAAUAUUUUCCCGAAACAAUUUUUUUCUAUCACAGUUACUGGUACGAUUUCAAGCAAAUAAAAGGACAUACAGUGUUGGUCAUUAACUUUUAUAAAUAUGGUGGUUCUAAAAAGACGAGCAAAGGGCGGGUGCUUAGUAAUUUGAUACGUCACAAAACGAAACGAAAAUAAACAAGCGAACAGAUAAAUACCUUCUUCAUCCAUUCAGCCUUUUUUGUGCACUUAGACCUGCAUUCUCGGCAGUACGUCAAUUCUUGUUUAAUCAAGGCUUUUGUUUGUGCGCAUUGUUGCGUGUGCGACAAUUCUGCUUUUGUUAAUUAACGGUAAACUAAAAUCAAUAUGCGACUUUUUCGCUUUUUUGUAAGUUUAUGAAAGAAUUUACAAUAAACUUGACCGAUCUUUACUCCCCAAAAAAUGGUGCGCCUUAUAACCAAGUAUUUUAGCGAUAUUUUCAGUUUGAAAACAGGCAAUAAUGAACAACUGGUAAAUCUUAUCUGGCUUUUAUAACGAAUAAACGGUAAAUCUUAACCCUGGGUUAUUGCUAACAGGCCUUUGAACAACUGGGCUCUGGACAAUAUUUUGUGCUAUUCCCAACACUUGGCUGCUUGAUACUGUAUUGAUAUAGUAAGGAGAAAUUAUGUCUUGGUAAUUCAUGGGAGUUAAAGGGUUAAACCUAAUUUUUUUCCUUUUUCUUUGUUUUAUUUUCAGUAAUCCUGAGUGUAGGUUUUUGGCAAGUUCAUCAAAAGUAAGUGUUGCUCAACAAUGAACCUGUUAUCACAUGAAUACUCUGGAAAUUUCAUCAUAAAGUAAAGGACAUCCAAAAUUUCUCAGGCUCCUUUAGUUCAAUUGAAAGCAAAGAUCAUUUUAACCCUUAAACUCCCUUGAUCUGAUUGUUAAUUCUCCCCUCUAGCUGCUACACAUCUCCUUGUAAAUUAGUGACAAGAAUUUGGUGUUAUUAGAUGAAGAUAAAAGCUUCUACUUGAUAACUUUGAGUAUUCUUAUUACCUGUUUGCUGGGUAAUGUAUGGACACCAUAGGGGAGAAGUAAUAUGUUAAUCACUUCUUGGAGUUAAAGUGUUCACAGUGGCUCAAACAAGUAUGCUGUAUUUAGAUUAUUUUCAUCUUGUUUGCAUAAGUCAUGUUUUCUUUCACGGGAUGGAGUUUUGAUGGUCAGCAGCAGAAUUCUCCAAUUGGUAACUUGUUUUUAUAAAACUUUUAAACAGUUUGAUUUCAAUGUUUUCAAUGAAACGAUGAUUAUAUAAUCCUUAUGAUGUCCAUUAAGGGGUUUCAUUCAAUUUUUUCUUUGAGCAGCUGCAGACAACACAAUAGGCAGCUUAGCCCACAAGGUGAAAUCAAAACACGGGAGCCCACUCCUAAGCUAAAUAGACAGCUGUAGGAGGUCUUGCAGGUGGCAGCAGACAGCUAGUAACUGGUUUUUAAUUAAACUUCUGCCUGUUGUUUUGUGAAUUACAUUGAUCUCUAAUGUUAAGUAUCUCAAUUACUUUCUCCUCUGAAGGAUACAACUAUCAAAAUAUGGGAUUGCAUCCUCAGUCAGUUGAUAAGAACAUUAUCAAGCCAUACCAAGUCAGUGACAUGUAUCAAGUGGGGAGGGGAGGGGCUUAUUUACUCCUCCUCUCAGGACAGAACAAUUAAAGUGUGGAGGGCAGAUGAUGUAAGCGAGUUUCUGUAUGAAACAAACUUUUUUGUUAAUGCUGAUGGUUGGAAGUAUUGAAGUCUCCCUCUUAUCUGUCAUUUGGUCUCGUCAUGCAAUGGGCUUUUUCCCUCUCCCCCUUCCUAUUAACCCUUUGACCCAAAAGAAUGACUGACACCUAAUUUCUCCUUACCAUUUCACCCCCACAUCACACAUUGAGGUCAUGAGAAUAUAGGAACUGAUCACUGACUAAAGAUGCUCAUGGUUGUUAAACAAAUUCUCCUUGUCAGCAUGUUAGGAAAGGUACAGAAAAUAGUAUGGAGAAUAUACAUACUGAUAUUGGGAUGUAAACUGUUAAGGCUGAAAUAUUUGAGCUUGUCUGUCAUUAGCUUCUAAACUCAAAGGAAUGAGGUUCCAGCCAAAGCAGCCCUUGGAAGGGGAGGGAAGCUGUUGCAUGACAGGAACAAAUGAUAGCUGCAAAGGGGAAUAGUAGCACUGCAAUACACUCAUUUAAAAAGUAAUCCUUUCAAAUUUAAACUGAGUAUUGAGAUUUAUACCUUAUUAUUAAUUAAGGUGUUAUUGCCAACCACUUGACAUGCACAGUCAUCUUCUCUUUUAAUUAGUUUUCUUACUUGUGGGUGUUUGGGCCUUUCUUUAUGUGUAAAUCUCAAACAAAAACUUUUUCUAGAUAGAAAGUUCUCUUUCCCUUUCCAUCACUGUAGAACAAAAAGGGCUUUUAAUAAGGUCAAAAGAAGUCCAGGAUUUCAAUUGUUUAACAUUACUUACUAGUAUUGUUUGAAAACAGUUGUCUCUCUCCUCACCAAUCAGAUGCAAAUCUUAAAUCAGUGAUUGUGACCCAAAGGGCUGAGCUGGUUUGUUUUGAUUUGUGAUUUAUGACUGUCACAGUAUUUAAUAGUGCUCUAUAAAUCAUGAUAUACAGUAGGUAGUUAUACCAUCAUCUUAAACAUUUUGGUUCUUUGUCUUUCCAUUUUCUAGGGAGUUUUGUGUAGAACAUUGCAGGGCCAUGCACAUUGGGUAAGUUUGCAGUCAGGGAGGUAAAAAGAUAUGGAAGAAUAAAAAUUUGAGUAAUGUUAAGUUUUGUUCAAAUCAUUUGAUUAUAUUUCUAAGCAGCAGAGAGAUAAUUAUAAACAAUGGAAUCUUUUGUUCAUUUCUUGCAAAUGAUUGUAAAAUAUUUCUUAAGCAGUCAUUGCAUUCUAUUUUUUUUAUAUAACAGGUGAAUCACUUAGCACUGAAUACAGACUAUGCUUUAAGAACUGGUGCAUUUGAUCCAUCAAAAGGCUCAAGUGAUGAAUUAGUUACAGCAGAAAAUGAUACACUGAAAGAGAGAGCACUGCAAAGAUACACGCAUGCAAAGGUAUACCAUCAAUUUUCCCUUUGACCCCUUAAGGGUGACUAGCAUCUAAUUUCUCCUUACAAUAUCAUGCCUGAGUCACACCAAGGUUAUGAGAAUAAAGGAAAUGAUCACCAAUCUCCUGAUUAUUAAACUGACUCUCUCUGUCAGUACCAUAGGCAACAUAUAGAGAACUGUAUGGAGAAUAUGCAUGCUGGUGUGAGGGUGUAAAGGGUAAUCCAUCAGCUCACAGCAAAUUAACUUCUAGGUGGCUGUUAUCUUGCUGCUCAAGUUAGAGUUAUCUUUCUAUGAUCAAAUGCUUUUUUUUCUAUUCAGGGAGGAAGAAGAGUGCGACUGGUUUCAGGCUCUGAUGACUUCACUCUAUUUCUUUGGGAUCCAGAGGAAAGCAAAAAACCUCUAGCCCGCAUGACAGGUCAGAUAAGUGGGUACACCUGUACACAGAUUAGAGAUGUUUGAAACUUCAAUAGGACAGGAAGGGGUCUGAUGUUUCGAGCAUUAGCCCCUUGUCUGUUAGCCCUUCACCAUUCACUCUGAUGAAGGGCUAAAACUUGAAAUGUCAGCUUUGAAACUCUUUCUGGUGGUCAAUUUACAUUAUCAAUUCAGAUGAUACCGGUAAUUCUGAAUUACUCUGUUAUACUCUCCCACCUAUGCAGCACCACAGUUUCUUCAGAAACUUUCCGUCUUUAAACUUCUUGUUGGUUUAUGCUAUAUAGUUAGGAUUAAGUUCCACUUAUUGAGCUCCAUGGUACAAAAGCAGACUUCAGCUUUGGUUAUUUUGGAAGGACUCGAUAAAUGGUCUUUCCAUGGAUUCUAAAAGUUAACACAAGCAGUAAAAUAAAUUUUGCAUUAUCUUUUAUAUUGCUGCUACUUACAAGUUAAGAUCAACAAAAAUUGUCUUGUUUGGUAUCACAUCCCAGAACCCAUUGUUUGUUCAUUUUCAACUUUUAGGUCACCAAGCUCUUAUAAAUCAAGUCAGCUUUUCUCCUGAUGGUCGCAUGAUAGCAAGCGCCUCAUUUGAUAAGUCAGUUAAAAUCUGGAAUGGUGACAGUGGAAAGUAGGUGGAAUUAACCUCAGAUUUUACUACUUGCCUCAGCCUUCAAUCCUGGCCAUCCUAUUAUAUGUUAUUUCAUGAAUAAUGUAAUUGGCUUUAUUUUUCAUUAGGUACAUCAUAUCUCUUCGUGGACAUGUGAACUCUGUAUAUCAGGUAAGGAGUUCUUCAAAACUUUUACUGUGCACAUUUUUAAGUCUGGUUUAUUUUAUUCUAAUUUUCUUGUUCUUCUUUUUGUAUUAAUUGGCGAGGUGUCAGUUUCAAGAAGACCAUUCAAUGACUUUUCUGGUGUCCAUGGUAAUCUUUUCUUUCCACCAGGAUUCCUUGAGAUAAAAAUACAAACUUUGCAAUGAUCGUUUUCCAAGUUGUGGUAUUCCUGGUAUUCUUAACAGUGUUCAAAUUUUCCUAGAUUGCUUGGUCAGCGGACAGCCGACUUCUUUGCAGUGGAAGUGCAGACAGCACCCUAAAGUUAAGUGCUCAGCGAGCCAAUAAUAUUAAGAGUGUGGUGGAGUGUAGGAUUAUUGUUUCAACCUCGUUCCAGGGUUCUCUUCUGCUCGUUCCCUCUCGUUUCGAAGGAAGAGGAGGAGAGAACCCUGAGAACGAGAGUUGGAUUGUUUGCAAAACAAUCAACGAAGCAUGCAGCGCACGGAUGUGAAAAGAAGUCCUUUUUGUCUAAAGGAAUCGGCUUUUAACGGUUACUAAGGGUGUGGACCAGUAUUUCAAUCAAGAUCCUAGACAAGUGUCUUUUUGGUAGUGGGGAGGAAGGGGUGGGCGGGGACAAAAUAAGUCGCGUUUCUUAACAAAGGAGAGGGUGGGGGUCGUUCGCAUCUUAAGACCAACCCAACUCUUCCCCCCUGAGCCACGACGUGGGUUACAGAAAAUCUUUGAAAGAAGUGGUCGAGUCGAGAGAGAGGAAAUGCAGUAAAUUUUGAGUUGUCAUGAACGCAAUCUUUUAAUUUAAUAGGUGUGGGAUUUGAAAACAAAGAAAAUCAUGGAGGAUCUUCCUGGUCACGCAGACGAGGUAUAUGGUGCAUAAUUCAUUACUCAAUAACUUUCGUAACCCUCGCGUACUCGUCGGUUCACCCUUUAACUCCCAGAAGUGGUUAACAUGUAAAUUCUCCCCUUGAUAUUUGUACAGUAUCCAGCAAACAGGUAAUGCGAAUACUCAAACAAAUCAGGAAGAAGUUGUUAUCUUGAUCUAGCGACAACCUCUCGUAAAUGACUUAUAGGGAAACGUGUAGCAGCUAGAGGGGAGAAUUAACAAUCAGAUCGUGGGAGUUAAGGGUUUAGAACCAUUGCUUACAAGGCUAUAUAUAUAAUGAACUGAUGACUUCGCGCCUUGAUCAUUUAGAGCGCAGAUGCACUGCUAUCGUCUUGAAAAUAAAGUAGUUUUCUUUGUUUUUUCCUCUGUGUUGCUCGGUUUUUUAAUGACACAUUUUCUAGCCAUCCUCUGCAAUACAACAAAAUGAAAUAUCCAAGUUUGUGUAAUCUAAUAAUGAGAGCCUCGACGGGAUAUCAUUCACAUUUUUAAUUCGAACCUACUGCUGCAUUAGCAUGUUCUGUUGAAUGGGAGAUCCCGCGCCGUAAGGGACGGUAAUUACAUCGAGCGGCUCACAGAAUUUUUUUAAGGGACGUUUUCACAGGCGUCACUUUCGUCGCGAUUUAGACUCCCUAAGAAGAAUGCCGAACGUUUACGGCAAUGUCAAAUAGGUAAAACCCUCGUUUUGUUCCAUGUUCCUAUAAUCUUCUAGUCAACGCUGCAUAAAAAUUGACUCUAAUUUUUGUUCACCUGAGUUAAUGUAAACACAUGCAUUUUCAUCUCGUGGACAAGCGGCUUAAGGCAGACUGAAAAAAACGUUUUUUUCCCUUCUCUUCCGACAGGUUUACAGUGUCGACUGGAGCCCAGAUGGUGCCAGAGUUGCAAGCGGAGGAAAAGACAAAGUCCUGAAAAUGUAA
Molecule: messenger RNA, 9740 nt
Organism: Pocillopora meandrina
Lineage: Eukaryota; Metazoa; Cnidaria; Anthozoa; Scleractinia; Pocilloporidae
Source: the annotation of a GenBank genome assembly